UGUGUGCUGACUGAAUCGUCUGCUGGUAAAUACUCCGAAAAGCUAUAUUUUGACGUCUAAUUUGGUAACGUAGAAUCCAUAUCUUGGUCCAAACAAUGCUGCUCACUAUGGUAGUUCUAGUUGGAUUCAUCAAAACCACAACACAAUACAGUUUGACUUUGGAAGGGGAUCUUACUAUCGGAGGGUUGUUUCCAAUGCAUCUUCAACAACCCCAGUCGUGCUCGUGCGACCCGCUGUCGACCUCUCAGUGUCGUCGAUAUACAAAAGGAAUAUUUCUUGCAGAGUCUAUGGUUUAUGCUGUUGAACUUGUGAAUAAACAAGCGAUACUUCCUUUUAAUGUAUCUCUUGGCUACAACAUCAGUGACACCUGCAGCUCUUUAGGUGUUUCAUUGAGCAGCGCGCUAACAUAUGCAUCUCUUCGAAAAUCUCAAUGGUUUCAUCAGGAUAACAGAACAUUUACACAAGAAAAAAGACGAACUCUACUUGGUGUAAUAGGAGCGGGAAAAAGUGAAUUGAGUUUAGCUGUGAAUUAUAUUCUUAGCCUUUAUGAUAUUCCUCAAGUUGCUUACGCUUCAAGUGCAACCUUCUUAAAUGAUAAAAGCCGAUAUAAAACCUUCCUAAGGGUGCUGCCUCCAGACGGCCUUCAAGCGAAAGCAAUAGCUCAACUUAUUGCCCAUUUUAAAUGGAACUAUAUAUCGAUGGUGUCGACUGAUGACCAUUAUUCUGGCGCCUUGCGCCAGGCCUUCAAGGAAGAAGCUCGACGACUUGACAUUUGUUUAUCCAAUGAUGUGGUGUUUUCAAACACUUUGCCACCCACGGAUGAUAUUCAGAAUGAAUUAGAAAAGAUUAAGCAAACUAAAAACUCCAGUGUUAUUUUGUUAUUUGCGACUGAAACGAAAGCUGAAGAGAUUAUUAAGGUGGCAGACGCACAAAAUUUGACAAGCCGCAUAUGGAUUGCCAGCGAUUCAUGGUCAAACGCCAAAAGGAUUAUUCAACAACGGCUGUCAGUUCUAAAAGGCAGCGUUGGUAUCAUGUUCAGCUAUCAUCGUGCUGACGGAUUUCGAGAAUAUUUACGAGGCAAAUUAAGAAAGUCUACAGAAAUCUUAGAUAAGAAUUCCUGGCUUCAAGUUUUGACUGAUGUAUUAAGAACAGAAGGCCUUGAUUCUGCCUUGCAGUCACAAGACGCUCAAUCUGAAAAAAUACUCAGGACUGCGUUUGCGCAGAUUGAUUACGUCAUGAACAGCGUAUAUUUAUUGAGUCAUGCGAUUAGAGAGUUUUGCCUCGACUUGAAGUUCCUAUCAAAUACUACGGCAACAGAAAAGAAACAAAAGUGCCUUGAAACAAUUUACCCAAAAGUCUUGUUGGGGUAUCUCUUCAACAAAACGAUCAGAGGUUUCAGCAGAAAUUUUUCUAUAGAUGAAAAUGGAGAUCCUGCGGAAUGUCAGUAUGACUUUUAUAAUAUCCAAGAUAACAAUGGAGAACCGAACUACGUGAAAAUAGGACAAUAUGACUCCAAAUCAAUGCUACUUGACUUAAACGACUCCAUAGUCGAUUUUGGUAACGGUUUUGGUCGCAUACCCGCAUCUCAAUGUAGUGAAGUAUGUCCAGCAGGAUAUUUCGUCAUAAGGGAGAGUAUCCAAUGCUGCUGGGAAUGCAAGCCAUGCCAGAACAACGAAAUAAGCAAUGUCAGUAUGGCAACAAGCUGUGUUGCUUGCGACGACGAUUACGCGGCUAAUGAAAACAAGAGUCGAUGUGUCUAUGUCCCAUUGCAGUACUUUUCAUGGACACACCCUUCUGCUAUAGUGCUUGGUCUAAUAACUAUAUUUGGAUUCCUCUUGACUGUUUUUAUCCUGGCAGUGUUUAUAAGACAUCGGAAAAGCCCUGUAGUUCGAGCAAGUUGUUUUGAGAUCACAAUAGCUCUUCUUGUGAGCAUUGCAAUGGGAUUUCUUCUUCCAAUUAUUCAACUUAGUAAACCAAGUAGUUCUUUAUGUAAGGCAUCUGCAUUCUUAUUUGCCAUUAUUUUCACGUUAAUUCUAUCGCUGACAUUAGCAAAAAUUUAUCGAACUGUUCUGAUUUUAAACAAUCGAUACAGCACCAAGUUAUAUCAAGCUCGAUGCUUGCGCUCAAGUCGCGCUCAUUUCAUCACUGUGGCUGUCCUCACGGCAAUACAAGUAUCGAUUUGCAUGGCUUGGUUUCACGAUCAACCUCCCCUGGAUAAGAUCACGAAAACACUCUCUCUGAACCCAUCGCGGUAUUUGUGGUGCACCAACAACACAAGUUACUGGUUUCUAAUUUCAAGUGGUUUUUUGAUUCUCUUGAGUGUUCUCUGCACAAUACUUGCGUUCAAAUCUAGGAAUUUCCCAGAGAACUACAACCAUGCAAAGUUUGUGUCACUCGCCAUGUUUACAUUUGAUAUGGUGUGGUUGUCCUUAAUGGCGGCCUACUAUGGAAGCACUGAACGAGGAGUCAAACAACAUGUCAUUCACAUCUGCGCAGUAAUAUUUUCAAACUUCCUUCUACUGCUGUUUAUCUUCGCGCCUAAAGUGUACGUAAUUUUCUUCAGACCAGAGCUAAACAACGCGCGAACAUUUCGUGAAAUGAACUUUCAGCAUAUACUACAAGGAGCAGCAGAGCAGUCUAGGACCUUCUCACUUGCUUCUUUACAAGGUCAUGGUAAUGUUUAUAUGAUGAGCUCUGGCGAUGAGAAUAACAAAGCAGUACAAACUCCUCGUACAUAUACCCGUGAUCAGCAGAUUCAAGUGGAUUUUAAGCACCAACUCGUGGUUCAUAAGAGAAGCUUAGGCCAUAGAAUUCUAGGAAUUGGUGCAAGAAAACGCCACAUGGUCGAGAAGAGAGCAUAUAGUGAAAGCGACGCAUGUGACCCUCCAGAAAUACCAGGAAAGUACUUUCGUUCGUCUAGUAAAAGAUCGAAUGACUCUAACGAUGCAAAUGGACUUCGCAUGAUUGAAGAAGGUACUCCCUUGGCAAUUACUGCCCCCAGCACUGAACCUACUCCACGACAAGAAACUCAUUUGAUGACAGAACAUCUUGACGCUGAGAAUAAUGAUGAUAUUUUUGACAUUGAGGCGACUAAAAAUUAAUUGGUCCCAAUAAAGGAAACUGUGAGAAGGUUUAUAAUGGAAAAGAAUAAAUUAUUGUACUAAAAUUGGAACAUGAAUAUCUGGAACUCUCGAAUCACUUCAGAGUUUGUUUUGCUGGUCUUGACUUUUUAACAAUAUCUGUCACUAAAUGAAAUUUUGGUUGUCUUGUUCUAUUAACCCGUUCUUUCUCUGUAGAAACGUUACCAUGGCAAUUGGAAAGGCGGUAGCUUAUUGCCAGGGAUGUACUACUGCUAUGCUAUAAUGAUAUUCCUGAGUUAAUUAAUCUGUCAACUGUUUAUUCUUCAUUACCUGCAGGGCUGAGCACAUUAAUGACGUUCAGGCAUGUCAAAAGCUUGAUAAAACUGAAUAAAUUGCUUAAACGUUGCUAAACUAAUUCGGCUAUGAUAUCAGAAAGAUAAAUCAUGCAAGAUUAAUAUAAUGCCGAUGGUUCCAAUAGCAGUUAUUUUUUUAACAAAUGUCUGAUUGAAAAGAAAUAUCAUAACAUAGGACUGUUUAUCGAUACUCCAAAAGAUGGACAAACUCUAGAUGUACACAAAAGAAAAAAGAGUGGCAAAUGAUGAGAGAUCAAUUCAAAAACGAUUUCAGCCGAUUACUUUCUCGCGUUGAAUUUAUCAAGUUUUUAUGAAGGCAGCUUCGUUGUUUGCUUGAAUAACGUUUUCAUUAUAUAUUUCAUCAAAUAUUCUCUUAACUUUUACAGCUAUUUUUAGUUGAAAAAUCUAUGAACCUAUUGAGAAGGUUUCCAUACAAGUUAUUCAAGACUCUCAUUCAUCAUUACGACCAUGAAUAAUAAAUAAUACAGCAGUCGCCGUUUCUGACAUAUACACCUGCAGUACUAGGACAAUGUAUAGAAGUCGAUUAACAGUAGUUCAAAAAAACGAACAAGUUUUAAUGGCGUAUUUUGAACAAUUGACUGGAAAAUGAUAUGAAAAAGUGACUCAUGUAACAAACUAUCGUUAGCUUGACAGCGUUAAAAGUCCUAGGACACUUGAAAAUAUGUCUCAAUUCAACUAUCAGUUUGCAGCUCAUUAUUGUGUUCUUGAAUAAACAUUUGGGCUUACCUUAAGUUAUAUCAGUUUUUCUUUUGAACAAAGGCCAUCUCAAGACACAGAACGAUGUCGCUCUCUGAGAACAAGAAAUAACUGACCAGAUCAAAGGUGCAAAUUUUGCUUAGAUUAUUAGUAUAACUCGAAGCGCCUUUUCUGUCUAAUCUAAAUUCCUGUUUAAUUAAUUAUAUAUCAGUUGGUAUGAUAGUCAGCACGAUAUUAUGACUUUUACACCAGAAAUAACGAUGUUUGCGCUUCGGGACAAGUAAAGUUUAACAAUUAAAGUGAUCAAU
Molecule: messenger RNA, 4458 nt
Organism: Exaiptasia diaphana
Lineage: Eukaryota; Metazoa; Cnidaria; Anthozoa; Actiniaria; Aiptasiidae
Product: extracellular calcium-sensing receptor-like
Exons: 1
Coding region: 96-3101 (1001 amino acids)
Biological process (GO): regulation of synaptic transmission, glutamatergic; G protein-coupled glutamate receptor signaling pathway
Cellular component (GO): membrane
Molecular function (GO): adenylate cyclase inhibiting G protein-coupled glutamate receptor activity
Source: RefSeq, a predicted model, not a curated record